This is a messenger RNA of Phytomonas sp. EM1, 963 nucleotides long. The record is from the annotation of a GenBank genome assembly. Lineage: Eukaryota; Euglenozoa; Kinetoplastea; Trypanosomatida; Trypanosomatidae.
AUGCCGGCCAAGACGAAGCAGUCGAAUCAGAAAAACCACCCUAACAGUCAAAAGGCGCAGUCGCGCGGCCACACGAGCCGCCACGGAAACGUUGACGAGGCAACGCUCGCGGCUCUCGUGGAGGCGAUUGAGGGCGGUUCUAGCAAAAAAGGAAUGACCAAAUCGCAGGCUCGAAGCCUCGAGGAAAAGCGGGUGGAGUCGAUUAAGCGGAUCUACGGCCGCGCCGGCCAAUCGGAGGGCGGCAUCCUCCCACCCCAGCAGCUCCACGACGUGUUACUCGCGCAGCGUCUGCAGCAGCAAUCCGCGAUUCAAGAAGCGGCCUAUGUGAACGUUCCGAUUCCUUUGAAGGCGGAACAGCAGCGCUGGCAGGAGGUGGCGCCCGGCCGCUACGUUCGCUACGAAUCUUUUAAUCGUGAGAGCAACGACAGCGACGAGGUGAUGAACUUCAUCGUGGAUCUCUUCACCGCGGAGUUGUCGGAGCCGUAUAGCAGCUUUACCUAUCAGUACUUCGUGUUUGGGUGGCCGGAUUUGUGUAUUAUGGCGUACGGCCUCCAAAGCGAUACCCCGCCGGAGGAUUCCGAGAAAGGGGAAAAAGUCGGCGCGAUUGUUUCCCGGGUGGUGCGGGAGGGACCCGGGGAGCCGCUCUCCGGCUACGUGGCGAUGUUCGCGGUGGUACCCCGCUUCCGCGGAUUCCGCCUCGGCCGACGGCUAAUCGAGCUCACCGUGGAGUUGAUGCGCGCGAAGGGCUGCGAUGAGGUCUACUUAGAAACCCCUGUUACGAAUGAACGGGCGUUUUCGUUGUAUACGAGUCUAGGGUUUGUGAAGACGGCGUUUUUGCCGCGGUAUUACCUGGAUUACUCAGAUGCGGUUCGGCUGAAGCUGUGGCUGAAGGACGCGUUACCAAACGACGAGGUCGACGCCCCGGCGGCUGCGGACGCCCCGGAAGAACGGAGCGCCGCGUAA